Messenger RNA from Gaeumannomyces tritici R3-111a-1, 309 nucleotides. RefSeq lists its product as hypothetical. Gene Ontology annotation, cellular component: extracellular region. The transcript is spliced from 3 exons. NCBI's taxonomy places the organism in Eukaryota, Fungi, Ascomycota, Sordariomycetes, Magnaporthales, Magnaporthaceae. The coding region runs from base 1 to 309 and encodes 102 amino acids. The record is from RefSeq and is a predicted model, not a curated record.
AUGCAGUUCAACGCCGUCUUCGCCACCCUCUUCGCCACCGCCGCCGCCGUCGCCCUCCCCGCCGCCGAGCUCCUCCAGCGCCAGGUGCCCUACACGCCCUGCAGCGGCCUGCAGAGCACCGCGCUGUGCUGCGCCACCGACGUCCUCGGCGUCGUCAACCUGGACUGCGGCACCCCCCUGUCUACUCCCUCCAACGGCACCGAGUUCAGCGCCAUCUGCGCCGAGAUCGGCCAGCGCGCCCGCUGCUGCGCCAUCCCCAUCCUGGAGCAGGGCAUCCUUUGCACCGCCCCCUCCGGAGUCCAGGGCUAA